CAUGACCUGAGCCAAGACUCAGAUGGGUAACCGAUGGAGCCACCCGGGUGCCCCAAGAUGAAGUUUAUCAAGGUCCUACUGUGUGCCCAGCCACCGAGCCAAGUGCGUUAUCUGGUACCAAAUCUCAUCUUUGUGAAGACCCCUUCUAGUAGGUAUGAUCAGCCAUGAUGUGCAGAUGAGGAAACCAAGGGCCAGAGAGGGCAGGCGACUCCCCCUGGGCUACACGGCCAGGGGCGCAGGGACAAAGACGCAGGCCCAUGUUUUAAUUCGAGAACCGUUGCGAUGACACUACAUCUCUCUGCGGACUGGGUAUUCUGAGAAACUUUUAUGGAAAUGCGUCCCUGUUUGGCACAAGGGUAAUAGCAUCGUAAUGAGGCGUUUAUUGGAUCUGUCUGCAGAGGACGUCUUUGAUGAAUUAUUUAAACUGGCUCCGGAGAAAGUGAACGCUGUGAAAGAGGCCAUUGUGAACUUUGUCAACCAGAAGCUGGAUCGCCUGGGCCUGUCUGUGCAGAAUCUGGACACCCAGUUUGCAGACGGGGUCCUCUUACUCUUGCUGAUUGGACAACUGGAAGGCUUCUUCCUGCACCUGAAGGAGUUCUACCUCACUCCCACCUCUCCUGCGGAAAUGGUGAGUUCUCCAGAGGCUUCCUUGAGGGUCUGUUCCUGAAUGGACAGACUUGUGAAAUUGACAAUAGCAGUCUCCUUAUUCACUUCCAGGUGAAGUGAAGCAUGGAGGGGAAGUUUGGUCAUCCACGUGUCUACGCAUCCAUUCACCCAUCCAUUCAAUUCAUUCACCCAUUCACCUGCCUGGCCAUCCAUUCAUCUGCCUAUUUAUCUUCUCAUCCAUCCACUCAUCCAUCCAUCCAUCCACCCACUCAUCCAUCCAUCCAUCCACCCAACCAUCCAUCCAUCCAUCCACACACUCAUCCAUCCAUC
Herpailurus yagouaroundi (jaguarundi) is the source of this 936-nucleotide messenger RNA. Its product is annotated as gamma-parvin-like. NCBI's taxonomy places the organism in Eukaryota, Metazoa, Chordata, Mammalia, Carnivora, Felidae. The transcript is spliced from 3 exons. The coding region runs from base 371 to 667 and encodes 98 amino acids. The record is from RefSeq and is a predicted model, not a curated record. Gene Ontology annotation, biological process: cell projection assembly; establishment or maintenance of cell polarity regulating cell shape; substrate adhesion-dependent cell spreading. Gene Ontology annotation, molecular function: actin binding. Gene Ontology annotation, cellular component: focal adhesion; cytoplasm; actin cytoskeleton.